Molecule: messenger RNA, 4281 nt
Organism: Symphalangus syndactylus (siamang)
Lineage: Eukaryota; Metazoa; Chordata; Mammalia; Primates; Hylobatidae
Gene: MUCL3
Product: mucin like 3
Source: RefSeq, a predicted model, not a curated record
AUGGCCCAGCCGGUCCACAGCCUCUGCUCCACCUUUGGCCUCCAGUGCUGCCUCCUCUUCCUUCUAGCUUCUUGGGAGGCAGGUGCUACUACAUUCCAAGAAUAUCAGAAAACUGGGGAACUCUCAACAUCUGAUCACAUAUUUCCCCUCACUCCAGGCAUUGUUUAUAGUAUCCCUUUUGAUCACAUUGUUCUGCAUUCAGGACAAACACCUCCAGAGCUCCCUAAAUCUACAGAAAUCCAUGAGCAAAAACGCCACUGCAACACCACACGCCAUUCUAAGCCAACUGACAAGCCUACAGACAACUCCAAAAUUACAGACCACAAAAGCUCUACAGAUAAUCAUGAGGCUCCUCCCACUUCUGAAGAAAACUCCAGCAAUCAAGGGAAAGACCCAAUGAUCCGGAACCAGCGCUCUGUUGAUCCUGCUGACUCCACUACCACACAUAAAGAAUCCACUGAAAAACAACAUAUAACGCCAGCACCCAAGAGCAAAAUAAAUUGUCGUAAGUCCACAAUAGGCAAAUCAACGGUAACAAGAAAAUCAGAUAAAACUGGAAGACCUUUGGAAAAGUCCAUGAGUACUUUGGAUAAUACAAGUACCACCUCACAUAAGACUACAACUUCCUUCCACAACUCAGGCAAUUCACAGAACAAGCAAAAAAGCACAUCUUUUCCAGAAAAAAUCACAGCAGCCUCAAAAACAACAUACAAGACCACAGGAACCCCAGAAGAGUCAGAAAAAACUGAAGAUUCCAGAACAACAGUUGCCUCAGACAAGCUCCUGACAAAAACUACAAAAAACAUACAAGAGACCAUAUCAGCCAGUGAGAUCACACAAUCUCUAGCAGAGCCUACAGAACAUGGAGGAAGGAGAGCCAGUGAGAACACCACACCAUCCCCAGCAGAGCCUACAGAAAAUGGAGAAAGGACCCCAUUGGCCAAUGAGAAGACCACACCAUCCCCAGCAGAGCCUACAGAAAAUGGACAAAGGACCCCAUUUGCAAAUGAGAAGACCACGUCAUCCUCAGCAGAGCCUACAGAACACAGAGAAAGGACCCCACUGGCCAAUGAGAACACCACACCAUCCCCAGCAGAGCCUACAGAAAAUAGAGAAAGGACAGCCAAUGAGAAGACCACACCAUCCCCAGCAGAGCCUACAGAAAAUGGACAAAGGACGCCAUUUGCCAAUGAGAAAACCACAUCAUCCUCAGCAGAGUCUACAGAACAUGGAGAAAGGACCCCAAUGGCCAAUAAGAACACCACAUCAUCCCUAGCAGAGCCUACAGAAAAUGGACAAAGGACAGCCAAUGAGAACACCACACCAUCCCCAGCAGAGCCUACAGAACAUGGAGAAAGAGCAGCCAAUGAGAACACCACACCGUCUCCAGCAGAGCCUACAGAAAAUAGAGAAAGGACAGCCAAUAAGAAGACCACAUCAUUCCCAGCAGAGCCUACAGAAAAUAGAGAAAGGACAGCCAAUGAGAACACCACACCAUCUCCAGCAGGGCCUACAGAAAAUAGCGAAAGGACAGCCAAUGAGAAGACCACACCAUUCCCAGCAGAGCCUACAGAAAAUAGAGAAAGGACAGCCAAUGAGAAGACCACACCAUUCCCAGCAGAGCCUACAGAAAAUAGAGAAAGGACAGCCAAUGAGAAGACCACACCAUUCCCAGCAGAGCCUACAGAACAUGGAGAAAGAACAGCCAAUGAGAACACCACACCAUCCCCAGCAGAGCCUACAGAACAUGAAGAAAUGACCCCAUCAGCCAAUGAGAACACCACACCAUCCCCAGCAGAGCCUACAGAACAUGAAGAAAUGACCCCAUCAGCCAAUGAGAACACCACACCAUCCCCAGCAGAGCCUACAGAACAUGAAGAAAUGACCCCAUCGGCCAAUGAGAAGACCACACUAUCCCCAGCAGAACCUACAGAAAAUGGAGAAAGGACCCCAUUUGCCAAUGAGAAGACCACACCAUCCUUAGCAGAGCCUACAGAACAUGGAGAAAGGACCCCACUGGCCAAUGAGAUCACCACACCAUCCCAAGCAGAGCCUACAGAACAUGGAGAAAGGACAGCCAAUGAGAAGGCCACAGCAUCCUCAGAAGAGCCUACAGAACAUGGAAAAACAACAGUCAAUGAGGACACCACACUAUCCUCAGCAGAGCCUACAGAAAAUGGAGAAAGGACCCCACUGGCCAAUGAGAACACCACACCAUCCCCAACAGAGUCUACAGAACAUGGAGCAAGGACAGCCAAUGAGAAGACCACACCAUCCCCAGCAGAGCCUACAGAACAUGGAGAAAGGACACCAUCAGCCAAUGAGAAGACCAUACCAUCUCCAGCAGAGCCUACAGAACAUGAAGAAAUGACCCCAUCGGCCAAUGAGAACACCACACCAUCCCCAGUAAAGCCUACAGAACAUGGAGAAAAGACUACAUUGGCCAAUGAGAAGAUCACACUAUCCCCAGAAGGGCCUACAGAACAUGGAGCAAAAACUACGUCAGCCAAUGAGAAGAUCACACCAUCCCUAGCAGAGCCUACAGAACAUGGAGAAAGGACCACAUCACCCAAUGACAAGAUCACCUCAUCUGCAGCAGAGUCUACAGAACAUAGAGAAAGGACUACAUCAGCCAAUGUGAUCACACCAGCCCCAGCACAGCCUAUAGAACACGGAGAAAGGACCACAUUGGCCCAUGAGAAGAUGACAGAAGUCACAAAAAAGUCCACAGAACACCCAGAAAAGACCACGUCAUCCACAGAGAAAACCACAAGAACCCCAGAAAAGCCUACGCUAUACUCAGAGAAGACCACAUGCACCAAAGGGAAAAACACACCAGUCCCAGAAAAGCCUACAGAAAACCCAGGGAACACCACACUGAUCACUGAGACCAUAAAAGCCCCAGUGAAGUCCACAGAAAACCCGGAAAAAACAGCAGCAGUCACAAAGACUAUAAAACCUUCAGUCAAGGUCACAGGAGACAAAUCUCUCACUACUACCUCUUCUCAUCUAAAUAAAACUGAGGCUACUCAUCAGGUGCCCAUUGGUUCUUUCACCCUCAUUACAUCUAGAAUGAAGCUGAGUUCUAUCACAUCAGAAGCCUCAGGCAACAAGAGCCAUCCAUACCUCAAUAAAGAUGGCUCACAGAAAGGUAUCCACGCUGGACAGACAGGGGAGAAUGAUUCAUUCCCUGCAUGGGCCAUAGUUAUUGUGGUCCUGGUGGCUGUGAUUCUCCUCCUGGUGUUCUUUGGCCUGAUCUUCUUGGUCUCCUAUAUGAUGCGGACACGCCACACACUAACCCAGAACACCCAGUACAAUGAUCCAGAGGAUGAGGGUGGCCCCAAUUCCUACCCGGUCUACCUGAUGGAGCAGCAGAAUCUUGGCACGGGCCAGAUCCCUUCCCCACGGUGAUCUUGGAGCAGGCGCCCAGCCCUGGCUAUUCCAUGCUCUGCCCCUUUCCUGGAUGAGGAACUGGACUCACAAUUUCUAUUUCCUGGACUACAGGAAGGGCAAAGAAUACUGACGGUUACCAGUAUUAACCCUUCCUCUGUUCUUAAUUGAAAUUGGUUGGGGAAUGAGGUGAUAAGCAAGGAGGGUGUAAGUUUAGGGGACAAAGAAGAAAGAAUGAAUAAUAUGAGCAGACAUUCCCUGUAGAAGGUGAGGUCUGAGAAUGAAAAGGUGUUUGAUGGACAUGUCGUGGGGGCACCAAUGCAGAACACUGCACUGAGUCCUAAAGGAAGGACAGGAGCCUUAUAGGCAAUGCCCCAGACUGACUUGUGAGUGGGGAUUAUGGGGAAAGGAGGGACUGAGGGCAGAGUCUCUGGGUUUCAGGACAGCAUUAUGUUAUUUCCAUUCACUAUUACUUAAGAGUUUGUGUGUAAACAGGCUCAUCUCUGAGUUCUCAGGACCCUUGCCCCCCCAUUUUUUUUAAUGAAAAAAACAAAAAACAAAAAAAACGGAUCCAAGAAGAAAAGAGAAUUUAUUUCCUUCUCCACUCUCUCCAUGCCGUGGAGAAAAAAAAAGUCCAGAAGAAAUCAUAAAUAUCUCUCAUCCACAUGGUUGCUUCCUCUUCCUCCCAAAUCCCUUAGUUUUCCUAAACGUCUACAGUGGACACUCUGUUGGUUUGGCUUGCUGGGUUGUGGGUGGACACACGAGGAGGGGAUUUUUAUUUGGCCAGCAGUCUCACCCACUGAUCUCCAUCCCAGACCUUCCCUGAUGGUGUCUCAGCAUUUAUUUUCCUGUCUCUUCCAUCAAAAGCCAGCUGUGGCUUUAUCUCGUAAA